ACAUAUAUAUUGGUAGCUCUGCGGGAUUUCUUCAGUACUCCACUAGCGGUUCUCCUGGUCAGAGCUCAGGCGAGAGACUAAUUUGUUCUACUAUAGAGUAACCUUUGGAUCUCUCGUACUGCGACUGAAGAACAUUUUCCAACUAGUGGUAGUGAUUUGAAAGGCACAACGGCGGCCUUUGCAGAUUAUUCGUGUGAGUGGGGUGACAAUCUCGGCGCGCUGGACGAGUCUAGGUACGGAGCGGGCGUCUCGCCAUGCCCACAGAGCAAUAUGGAGUCUCCACAGCUGUAUGAUAGUGCCGACUACAACAAGAAGAGUGUGGCUAGUGCUGUCAAGGUCAAAGGCAGCAACCUGUUGUACCCAGGAGACGACUACAGUGACCUGGCGGAACUGAGCGCGCCGGAGAUAUCCCUCGACCUACAUAACCUCAUUGACGACUCCCAGUUCAACGAAGGCCUCAUUCAGGACAUCCAGGGCCUGAGUGUGGACAAGAGCACCGCCCACCGAGGACUAGGCGUUAACAGUAUGUACAAUCCUCUAGCCUACCUACCCCAGCCCGUCCACGGGGCAACCCAGUUCGACCGACAGUACCCAGAUCGAAGUCAGUUAGAUCGACGGGUCAUCAAAGAAGAGCCACAUGAGAGCCAACAAGAGGUGGCGGCCCACGAAUACAGUGCCUGUGCCAGAGUGAGUGCCAGCGGCUACGGUGCUCACUACGCGGGAGUACCAGCUUACUCCAGCAUGACACCAACCACCAUACCAGGAGCCGACAGCUUAUGCAGAUCGCCGCUUAAGUCCCCAAACGGAGGCAAAAUAAUGCCUGGGUGCAAGAAGAAUGUUGAUAAGGGUAGUGAUGAGUAUAAGCGAAGACGAGAGAGGAAUAACAUCGCCGUCAGGAAAAGCAGGGAGAAGGCGAAAGCCAGAACCCGGGAGACGGAAGAAAAAGUGAAGAAACUUGUGAUGGACAACGAUAGACUAAGUAAGAAAUGUGAGCUACUUAGCAAAGAGGUGGCGGUCUUCCGCUCCUUGCUUGCCAACGUCCACUGCCUACCUGAGCACAUGCAACGGGAACUCCGCAAGCAAGUCGAGGCCUUCAGUCAACAACACCAGCAUCUUAUCAACAUGUGAUGCCGGCAGCUCCGCACCCGCACCGAAGACCCUGCAGCCUGCGGCAGCGCCAGCAGCAGCGGUGGUGGUAUUGAGUGUAUCACUACUACGCCGCGGUACACCAGCCUUUAGUUUAGGUCUGACCUCCAAUACACCGUAGCGCUGGCGCGGGUGGGUGAGAAAGAAGAAAAAAAAGAGGCGUGCCAGCAGGUUUGGACAUGCCCUUAGGUGCAGCAGCAAGGAAGAGGGGGGUGUGGGUGGCCAGCUAGUCACUGUUUCACUGUCCCGGACCGCUAUCAGGCCCCUCCACGUCCGGCUUCCACCGAGGCUGGAUCAGACGACGGAUAAGACCUCAAACACGCCUCUCCAGGUCUCUCCUCAACGGGGCUGGACUAGACGAAGGAUAAACACCUCACCUUUCAGAGGACCUACCCCGAGACGGCAUAUAUUAUAUACCAGGGGCGUCGCCCCAGUGCUUACCCUCAGCCUCUUACUGUCUCUCGUCGGAAGUGUAUAUAUUUAACUACAAGUUAGAGCCUAAGUUAUAUGGGGCAGAGACGGUGGUAAUAGCAGAGGGAGGGCCAGGGGCGCGCCGCCCCACCCCUUGUGAUAACACGCCUCGGGAACACUCAUCCGGCCUCUCCGUUAAUAAACUCUAUGAGAGACUGAUGUGUGCACAACUGAACGUUUUAGACUUUUUAAAAAUAUAUUUUAACGAAUAAAAUCAAAUUUUUGUAUGUUUUAUUAAGUAUAAAUAAUAAAAAAUGUUAAUGAAA
Molecule: messenger RNA, 1883 nt
Organism: Cherax quadricarinatus
Lineage: Eukaryota; Metazoa; Arthropoda; Malacostraca; Decapoda; Parastacidae
Product: CCAAT/enhancer-binding protein
Biological process (GO): regulation of transcription by RNA polymerase II; DNA-templated transcription
Molecular function (GO): DNA-binding transcription factor activity, RNA polymerase II-specific; RNA polymerase II cis-regulatory region sequence-specific DNA binding
Source: RefSeq, a predicted model, not a curated record